AUGUGGCUGUGGGCUCUGGUCGUUAAUGUGGCUGUUCCAGAGGUGCUUCAGAGGGCAACAGGGAAAGAUUUCAAAAAGUUACGCAGACAGAUGACGGCAAACAAUAAUACCUCCCAAGUGCUCCACAUCAGAUGGCAUCUUGUAUUCCAAGCUGUGUCAAUGUUUCUUGUCCCCCUGUUGAUCAUUUUAUGCUCGUACACAUACAUCUUCAUAGUGUCUUACAAGCAGAGACAACUUGUCAGAGAACAGGGCCGUGACAUUCCAGGAAUGCCCACCGUCGAGCAUCACAUGAAAGGUGCCCGCACUCUCGCCAUUGUUGUAGCGCUGUGUCUACUCAGUAUCAUCGCUUUGCUGGUUGUGACAUCCCUCCGAAUUUUCUGUGGCAUAUCACUCGGGCGCCGCGAUCAAAUGCUAAUGGUGAAUAUCGUCUACGACUUGGCCAUGUUUUUGAAUGCCGUAUGCAACCCUCUUAUCUGCGGAUGGAAAAAUGAAGAAUUUAGAAACGCUUUUCGUAAGAUGCUGAAAUGCUGCUAA
Messenger RNA from Porites lobata, 534 nucleotides. The record is from the annotation of a GenBank genome assembly. Lineage: Eukaryota; Metazoa; Cnidaria; Anthozoa; Scleractinia; Poritidae.